Messenger RNA from Hippocampus zosterae (dwarf seahorse), 1262 nucleotides. RefSeq names its product phospholemman-like. Gene Ontology annotation, biological process: regulation of sodium ion transmembrane transporter activity. The transcript is spliced from 6 exons. The record is from RefSeq and is a predicted model, not a curated record. The coding region runs from base 174 to 500 and encodes 108 amino acids. Lineage: Eukaryota; Metazoa; Chordata; Actinopteri; Syngnathiformes; Syngnathidae. Gene Ontology annotation, molecular function: sodium channel regulator activity. Gene Ontology annotation, cellular component: membrane.
CAUAAUCCCAAAGACAAAGAUCAACUGCAGACAAGUGCAAUUUUCAACUGCCGCCACCAGAGGGCUUACUUGAAGGUGAGCGAUGCUUCUGACUGCUCAGUGCGUUUCCACCCAUCCGCAGUCCGCACGUCUAUUCAUUUGGAGGAAAUCUUCAGCAUCUGUGCGCUGAAACCAUGGGCUCCACAGAAGCAACGGUUCCAGACCAUAAUGACUUUGAAUAUGAUGAAGAGACGUUGAGGAUCACAGGGCUUGUCCUUGCCAUUGUCAUGUUUGUGGCUGGCAUUUUGAUAGCCUUAAAUCAUCUGAUACUCAAAUACCAAAGAAAGACGUGCCUACUCCAGCUGUAUAGCAAAUGCAGUAUUUUGUUGGAGCAACAAGAGGCCAGCAUCAAGAGAACAGAAGUGUACCACAUACAUAAAAGUGGUUUAUGGUUGUUGGAGCUCAGUUGGAUGAUCAAUAAAAAAUGUACUUACGUUAAAUGUUUCUCACACUUGUGUUAGAUUCUUUUGGAUCCACUUUAGGAAUAGAAAGAGGAGGCUAAUCUUUCAUUUAAAGCAAAAGUAUUUAACAGUUGCAGUUGUGUGCAGUGUAACAAAUAACACCACAACAAUCAAUUAAGUCUAUUGUUCAACAAUGUAUGCUGUUUUUGGCACAUGCAUUGAUUGCCUUUGUUUCUGAACAUGUUUCAAUAAUACUUUGUCCAAAAAAAAUCAUGGAUCAUAUCAGUCUGCAUUUAAAGAGAAAAUCCCCAAAGGUCGUGUGACUAAAAGAGGUCUUCAAAUUUAUUGCUAUAUUCUAAAAUUGACCUUAUAUGUUAAGUUUUGCCAUUAGAAAUGUGUCAAGUAAAAAGACUGCCUAUAUUUUAUAUUGUAUUUUAAAAUAUAUAGAUGAUAAAUGCAGUCCACAUGACUCAAUCAUUUUCUUAAAUAAAAUGAAUUAUGGUAAGUCAAGCGUAACUGUGGCAACACUGCCGAGAAACCUCUUUGCGUUGAAAUGACACUGCGAAUGGCCCAUGACUGACAGAAUCAGGAUUUUGCCAUUCGCUAUUCCCCGAUUUACUGUUGAGUUUGCAAACAUCUACUAAAAAUUUAAAAAAUAUAUUCAUGCAUUUUGUAAUGUCCUAAAUUGCUAUCGUAACUUGUUCCUUCUCAUACCCCCGUUAGGGGAGAAGUUGCUAGCAUCAACCACAAGCUACUAGCCGGUCGGCUUGACAGAGAACAGCACCGCGAUGGAAAACACCCAUCAGAAAGGCAAGUGAGGCU